GAGUCUAAAAGUCAAGAGAGAUCAAAUAAAAGAUCGAGAAAUGAGAAACACAACUUCUUCAAAAAUGGGUCAAGUGCUAAUAGUGAUUCUUCUCCUUUGCACUGUCCUUGGCCGUACCGAGUCAGCUCUUCCUUCUGGUCACCGAUCAAUCUUACUAACCGGGAGGAGAAUGAUGGGUUACUAUAAACAUAUCCAGGUGCCAGUUAGACCAUCGCAGAGCCAACAAGGUGGUGGACGUGAUCAUGAUGAUGAUCCUCCUAUCGCAGCCAACGUUGAUUAACCGUGGAUUCUAAUUUUUGUUUUCUUUCUGCUUGUUUCGUCUUUAUUUGAAGUAAUAAAAGUUCUUGUAUCGCCUCUGUAUAUCAUAUCUUUUGUGUUUUUAA
Capsella rubella is the source of this 383-nucleotide messenger RNA. RefSeq lists its product as uncharacterized. The coding region runs from base 41 to 280 and encodes 79 amino acids. The transcript is spliced from 2 exons. Lineage: Eukaryota; Viridiplantae; Streptophyta; Magnoliopsida; Brassicales; Brassicaceae. The record is from RefSeq and is a predicted model, not a curated record.